Molecule: messenger RNA, 708 nt
Organism: Phaeodactylum tricornutum CCAP 1055/1
Lineage: Eukaryota; Bacillariophyta; Bacillariophyceae; Surirellales; Neidiaceae
Exons: 1
Coding region: 1-708 (235 amino acids)
Source: RefSeq, a predicted model, not a curated record
AUGACAGUUCCGACGAUUCCGUCAAGAUCCGCAACACCCAAGGCAAGGGGUGUUCCUUGUCCAAAAAGGGCAAGAGGGGCAAGGGGAGGCAAUGACUCCUCCAUCCGGAGUAUGAAGGAUCCGGACGACCACGUCGAAGGUGAUGAGUAUGACAAUGUCGAAAUUGAGUCCGCUCAAGAGGAUGAUUCUACUGCACCUGUGAAGAAAGAACGGGCGAAAAAGCAGAAGAAUCCGUCAAAGUGGAAGCACAAGCAUGCCAAGUCUUGUCGAAGCCCUAUCUCCUGCCGCGUAGACAACAAGAAAACAAGAGCUAUCCUAGACCCAGGGACUGAGUGCGGCAUUGUUGGUGGGGACAUAUGGACAGUUCUGGAAAAGGUGAUUGGUCUAGAAGCCCAGCUAGGCGGAGCUUUAGCAGGGAUGGGCACAUGCAGUCUGCCACUGGUUAACGCGGUGGCUGCGUACGAUCAUUCUAAAGAAGGAACAAUCCUAAUUGGUGCCGGUAACGUGGGACAUGAUGAACAAAGCACCCGGACGGAGUUGUUGCUCAACACGCACAAGAUACGAAAACACAGUGUCAUUGUUUCGGACACAACCAUCCGGGAUGGAGGGCUUCAAAGCAUUGAAGUCAACGGAAUUUCCAUUGCAUUCGACUUUGUCUAUGAGAAAACGGUUUCGUUUUACCUAUGCAAACCGACCAAAAGGAGCUAG